Molecule: messenger RNA, 1353 nt
Organism: Rhopalosiphum maidis (corn leaf aphid)
Lineage: Eukaryota; Metazoa; Arthropoda; Insecta; Hemiptera; Aphididae
Product: thymidylate synthase
Exons: 5
Coding region: 176-1075 (299 amino acids)
Biological process (GO): dTMP biosynthetic process
Cellular component (GO): cytosol; mitochondrion
Molecular function (GO): thymidylate synthase activity
Source: RefSeq, a predicted model, not a curated record
UUUAUUCACUUGUUGUUGCCUUUGCCUCAAGUGCUGAGUUCGGCACUACGGCACGUUAUAUAUUGUUGAGUGUUGACUAGUUGACUGCAGUUUUUUUGACUUCGUUAUUUCCUUCGAAAUUUACAAUAAAAGUUGUGCGUUGGAAUCCUAAAAUUUGUUUAAAUAUUUUUGAAAAAUGAGUGACACAGAUACUGAAGAGAUUUUUAUUAACGAUGACGAACAACAGUACUUAGAUCAUAUAAAAAAAAUACUAGUUAAAGGACACAAAAAAAUGGAUAGAACAAAAGUUGGCACAAUUUCAUUGUUCGGCGCUCAAAUGCGUUACAAUUUGAUGGAUGGUAUUUUUCCACUAUUGACAACAAAAAGGGUAUUUUGGCGAGGUGUCGUUGAGGAGUUAUUAUGGUUUAUCAAAGGUUCAACAAAUUCUAAAGAAUUAUCUGAAAAAAAUGUAAAAGUUUGGGAUGCUAACAGCACACGUUCAUAUUUAGACUCGAUUGGACUUAAAAAUCGCCAAGAAGGCGAUUUGGGACCAGUUUAUGGAUUUCAAUGGCGACAUUAUGGUGCCGAAUAUAUGGAUGUGCAUACAGAUUAUUCAGGAAAAGGUAUUGAUCAGCUUCAAAAUGUUAUUGAUACUAUUAAAACUAAUCCUGGCGAUAGACGAAUGCUUAUGAUUGCAUGGAACCCAUGUGAUGUACCUAAAAUGGCUUUACCACCAUGUCAUUGUCUGGUACAAUUUUUUGUGGCCGAUGGAUAUCUGUCGUGUCAAAUGUACCAACGAUCAGCUGACAUGGGUUUAGGGGUACCUUUUAAUAUUGCCAGUUAUUCAUUACUUACAUACAUGAUUGCCCAUGUCACUGGAUUAAAACCUGGUGAAUUCAUUCAUACAUUGGGCGAUAGUCAUAUCUAUCUGAAUCACAUUGAUGCACUCAAAAUGCAACUUCAAAGAAAACCCAAAAAGUUUCCCAUACUAACUAUUAAUAGAGAAGUUAAAAGUAUAGAUGAUUUCAAAUUUGAAGACUUUACAUUAACUGGUUAUAAUCCAUAUCCAAAAAUAUCCAUGGACAUGGCCGUAUGAAAAGGAUAUAGAAUAUGAAUGUAUGAAAUCAAUGUAUAUUUUAAUAAAAUAGUUUAUAUUAAUUAAUUUAAGGUAUAUACAUGCAUACAUAAUUUUUGUUCAUAUAACACUUGAACAACGUAUACACGGUAUUGUAAAUCAAAUGUUUAUAUGAGAUGUCCACAGUUUUUAAAUAAGUUUAAAAAAAUGUAAAAUAAAAGCUGUUGAGCAGUACUAAUUAUGGCGUCAAUUUGUUUAAGGUAUAAAUAUAGAAACCAAUAAAAUAUGUUUCAAGAGAA